GCUGCGGUAACCCGGCAACAGCCCGGAAGCUGUGGACUGUUAACCUGUGGCGGGCUUCGCCGUUCUGGACCGUGAGGUUUUUGUCCCAGUGGAGGCAGCAGCUGGAAAUCUGCCAGAUGUCAUUGGUCAGAGUGAACCGUUACUGUCCCCGAGGAGGUGGGAAAAAAGCAUUGAAAGUAAAGAAGAAGAAACCUGCAGUGAAGCAAGAAUGGGAUAAUACUAUGACUGAUCUGACAGUUCAUCGGGCAACUCCUGAGGAUCUGGUACGUCGUCAUGAAAUACACAAAUCGAAGAACAGAGCAUUAGUACACUGGGAACUUCAAGAAAAAGCUCUGAGAAGAAAAUGCAGGAAGCAGAAACCAGAAACUUGGAAUCUGGAGAAAACUAGAUUGUCUAUCAUGAAGGAGAUUCUUUCUGAUCAAUAUCAGAUGCAGGAUGUGUUGGAGAAAUCUGAUCAUUUGAUGGCUACAGCUAGAAAUCUAUUUGUUGAUGCUCCUUGCAAGCGCACAGGAUUUCCAAAUGUAACAAUGGCUCCUGAUUCCUCUCACGGACCCGUUGCAGUGGACCAAGACCCUACUACCCAGUCCAUGCUUAACGAGUCUGUCCUGGAGUCGCAGGUUCUUAAUGAAGUAGAUGAUGGAGAAGAAGGAACUGUUAAUAGCCAGUCUGAAGAGAGUGAGAAUGAGUUGGAUAACUCUUUAAACGCUCAGUCUAAUGUGAACACAGACAGGUUUCUCCACCAACUAAAGGAAGAGAAUUCUGAGUUAAUUAAUAAACUGUGGACUGAUAUUCAGCAGAAGCUAGCAGCACAGUCACAAACAGCAACCCCGCCGGGAACUCCGUCUUCUGCUCCUGCCACGGAGGAACAAAGAGCUGCUCUGAAUGCUACUGAUGCCGUCAAGAGAAUGCAAAGCAGACUUCAGCCUGCAGAAUCUCCCCGGUCCCUAGACUCAAGCUACAUUGUGGGACAAGUGCUGAACUCAAGGAAGCAAAAGCAGCUACUAAACAAAGUGAAAAGAAAGCCAGAUUUGUGUCCUCCGUCCAACCAGAAGAACACGCUAUCAGUGAGCACAGGCUCUGCAGACUUGCAAAACAGCAAUAAUUCCAGCUUGGAUGUCCUCAGACACAUGAUACACGAGGUGGAGCAUGAAGUGGCAGAAUACGAGCAGUGCACAGGACGUGAGGUCACGGCACUGCAGGGUGGUCAGGGCCUCACAGGCUUCACUUUGUGCCUGGUCAGCUCUCUGUGUCGCCUGGUUCGGUAUCUUAAAGAGAGUGAAGUUCAAUUACGUAAAGAAAUAGAGACAAGGCAACAACUGCAGCAGAUCUUAGGUGAUCAUCGAGAGCUCAUUGAUGCUCUGACAGCUGAAAUUCUUCUGCUUAGAGAAGAAAAUAGUACCAUACAGGCUAGAUUUCAGCAGUACAUGGUCACAACAGAUGAGCAACUUAUAUCACUAACACAUACCAUUAAGAACUGUCCUGUGAUAAAUAACUCUAGACAAGAAACUCAGGCUUCAGCUUCAGAAAAGGGAGCCACAGAUAGAAGAGCUGGGGAUAGUCCAGAGGCUCCUGUUGUAAGUUCUAAUAUGUCUGUGCCAUUGAUGUUUAGCGGGGAAGAAGUGGUUGAUUUUGUACAGGAAGAGUUGCCUGUUAAACUGUCUCAGAUACCAACCCCCCCUGACAGUGCACAUCUGGCCAGCAGUUUUCCAGCGCAUGUGUUUGAGCCAGCUGUGUUGUUAACACCACCCAGGCAGAAGAGCAAUGCAGAAUUCUCUCCUCUGCAGGAUGUAUUGAGGAGGACUGUUCAAACUCGUCCUGCUCCACGAAUUCUUCCCACUGUGGACAUAAUUGAGAAGGAACAAAAUUGGGAAAAGACUUUACCUAUUGAUACAGAUAUUCAGAAUUCAAAUGAAGAGAAUCGACUGUUCACUCAGAGAUGGAGAGUCUCUCACAUGGGAGAAGAUCUGGAGAACAAAACCCAGACACCUUUUGUUGACCUUGCACAGCCCCCGUGCAGUUCCCAACCCAGUGUUCAACAGAUGAGAAAUCCUGCACUGUCAGAAGAUCUGCUGGUACUAGGAGAUGGGCAGCAGCUUAGAACAAGCGAGUCAUCCGUCCAAAGAAAGGACAUAAUGGCGCGGAUUGCUGAGUUGACACUGCAGAAUUCAGCCAUCAAGGCACGUCUGAGUAAAACUGAUGUGUCAGGAGGAGAGCAAGGUGAUGGGCUGAACAUACAGGAGUUGAACAAACAAGAAGGUGCCAAUGACACGACUGCUACUUUUCCAGCCGCACAGUCUGCAGCCCGAAGCAGCAUGGAGGAACGGAUUGCAGAGCUGAAUCGACAGAGUAUGGAGGCUCGUGGAAAACUAUUACAGUUGCUAGAGCAACAGAAACUUGUUGGCCUGCAUCUUUCCUCUCCACCGGUAUCACUUGUUCAUUCGCCCCUCAGAGCAUGGACUGAAGGAGGAAAGCAGACCACCGACGCAGGUGUACCGGGAGCAGAGGUCCCAGAAAGCACAAGAGGCAACGCUGUCUUGCCUAUCAGUGGGACAAAUGCAAGAAGAUCUUCAGGAGCCACUAGUAAUUCUUGCUCUCCCUUAAAUGCCACCGCAGGAAGUGGGCGACUCACACCUAUUAAUCCAAGAGCAAAGAUUGAAAAGCAAAAUGAAGAAGGCUGGUUUGCUCUUUCUACCCACAUGUCCUAAAUGAAGCUGACGUCACCCUUUGGAGAAUUCAUUCUGGAUACUUUAUUGUUGACUGUACACUCUGUACACGCCCCUCUUUCUGCUCAGGCUUUCAAUUUUGUUAGUCUUUCUUCAGAUAAAACCUACAAAGAUCCUGUGAAUUAAUACUAAUGGAACAGAGAAAAAAAGCCAUUUUUUUUUAGCCUUUUCAAAUAGGUUUUCAAAAACCAACCAGUUCUCCCUAUGAAUAAAAUUUGGCUGUAGGGAAAUUAAAGUUUUAAAUUCUAAUAAUUUCUAAAAUAUUUUAAAGUUGUUUUUUUAGGUAGCACAAUUUUACCUUCAUCAUCAUUAUUCAGGUUUUUUGUUCAGUGCAUCUUAAAUGUGGAUCUAUUUCAUUUUUUCCUGAAGGACUAAAAUGUUUUGCGUGUGCUUGCAAUAAAAUACCUCUGUGUGGUUAGUCUAGUUUUCAGAAAAAUGUAAUACCUUUGGCUUCUUCUCUGUAGGGAAAUUACUGCUGUCCAAGUAGAAUGUACAGCUUUAAAAAUUGGGUGUGGGAAUGUUUAUAUUUGCUUAAGUUAAGAAUGAUUGUGUAAAUUCUAAGAAUCUUGAUUUAGUUUUGAAAUGUGAAAUACCAAGACUGAUAAUGUGCAUCAAAUAAAGAAUGAUCAUAGAACUCAAA
This is a messenger RNA of Cavia porcellus (domestic guinea pig), 3363 nucleotides long. RefSeq names its product spindle and centriole associated protein 1 (gene Spice1). Gene Ontology annotation, biological process: metaphase chromosome alignment; regulation of centriole replication; mitotic spindle assembly. NCBI's taxonomy places the organism in Eukaryota, Metazoa, Chordata, Mammalia, Rodentia, Caviidae. Bases 117 to 2705 code for a protein of 862 amino acids. The transcript has 18 exons. The record is from RefSeq and is a predicted model, not a curated record. Gene Ontology annotation, cellular component: centrosome; centriole; spindle.